Molecule: messenger RNA, 2760 nt
Organism: Stylonychia lemnae
Lineage: Eukaryota; Ciliophora; Spirotrichea; Sporadotrichida; Oxytrichidae
Source: the annotation of a GenBank genome assembly
AUGGACCUUUCUUUCAAGUUAUAACCAGAUCUUGAGCAAAAAUACAGAUUAAAGCUUAAUGAAAUUAAUUAAAAAAUUCAUCAAUCUUACUUUGGAGAAGCUGAGACUUAGCUUAAAGAACUCUAGGGCUAAGCAUAAAAGGAUUCUGAUCAUGUAGUGGAAUUUCUUAUUUAGCAUAAACUAAUCAAAAUCUUGUACAUCACUGGAGAAUACUUGCAGGGAAUCAAGUUAGCAGAAGAAAUAAUUGAAAAAAUUGAGCAUUUAACUGUUAGAUCUCUAAAAUAAGAAGAGAAAGUGACUGAAGGAAAAGUUGAUAAGGAAGGAGAGAAUGAAUUAGAAAAAUCAGUGAAGAUUGAAGAUAAGUAAGAUACUCACAGGUCUGAUGAAAUGACCUAUUUGCAUAUCAAAGCUAAAUGGAUGCUAGCUAAGAUUUAGAGCAAGAUUAGAGACAUAGUUAAGGCUGAUGAGCAUUGCAAAUAUAUAAGUAGCAUUAUAAGAUCAUAAAAAGAUCCUAAAAAUUAUUGGAAAUUUGAGUUAAAGGCUUUAUACCUACAAGCAAAGCAUCAAGAAUGCACAAUGGAAUUUGAGCAAGCAAAAAGGUUCUUAGUUUAAGAUGCUCAAUUAUUGUUAGAUAAACUAUUCCCAGAGUAAGCUAUUCGAGAGGAUUAAGCCUUACCUUAGGAGUAAUAAGAAGCUUAGUUAGAAGGAGUAGAAAAUAAAGUAAUACAUGAGGAAGAGAAUAAAGAUGAAUAGAAGGAAGCCAAAUUUAUCAAUAUAUACUUGAUUCAGAAUAGAAGGGAAUAUGCCUACUAUCUUAAGAAGUUUGCUUUCUAUGAUAAAGCUGUCUAAUAGUUGAAAGAUUUGAUGGCUGAUGAAAUUAGUUACUUUAAAUUAGAAACAGAUUAAUAAGAUGGAAAAGAUUUACCAAAAUUCUAAUUAUAAGAAGUUAAUAGGCUUUCAUCUCAACAAAUUGCUGGAUUGAGAUCAAUAUCUAAGACUAUAUAUUACCUUGGUAAAGUGUUUGGCUUCUAGCACUUGCUUAAAUCUUCCUUAAAAUGCUUUGAAACCUAUCGCACAAUCGGGAAGUUUCUUGCUGGUCAUGACGAAAUAAUGGAGACAUUUAAAUCUUUGAAAGCUUAAAAAGAUGUUCAUUUGAAAGUUUUUUCAGUUAGGAACAAAAUAGUGCUAGAUCACGCUCAGGAUAAAUUGAACCAAGCCAAUUAGGUGCUUGUUAAGAUUUUGGGAAUGCCUAUAGAGGAGGAAUCCAAGAAUUACUUAAUUGCUAGACAGUUGAAAUACCAAGGCGAGAUCAUGAUAGAUAAGAAAAAUAUCGAAGAGGCAGAAAAAUUGCUUCUAGCAUCACAAAGAAUGAUAGGAGCAAUAUAUUCUGAUAAUCAUCCCAUAAUAAUUGAGUUCAACAAUAAUUUGAUUGAGUUGUACUCAGCUAAAGAUGAAGAAAGCCAAAAAGCUAAAGCAGUUCAAAUAUCACUUAAAAAUCUCGAAAUUGCAAAGUAGUACUAUGGACCAACAAGUAUCUAUAUGCUCAAGCAAGAACUCUAGAUAGUCUCAAAUCUAACUAAUCAAUAACAGUUCAGCUAAGCUCAAUAGCAUGUCGCAUAGAUGAGGUUGAUAGUCCAGAGGUGUCAUAAUGAUGACGCUUAGAGCAUAAGGAAUCAAUUCUUAUUCUUAGCCUAAAUUCUAGCAGCAGUGAGUCUAAUGAGCUCACCUUAAACUUUACAAUCAGCUGAAAAAAUUCUUUAGUAUGUUUACGAUGCUUAGUUAGUUUACGUUGAGGAAUUUGAUGAACAUCCCUUUUUGGAAUAAACUUUAGUCAACAUUGGUAUAUUUUACAGAUCAAUGUAGAAAUAUGAUGCAGCACUGUACUACUGGGAAAGAGUAAGAUUGAUUUAGGAAAAGAUGUAUCUUCAUGACAGAGAAGUUAUAAUCUAUACUCUGAAGAAUAUAGGAAUAUGUCAGUACUAGAGAAAUUUAUAUUAAAAAGCAGAAGAGAGUUACCAAGCUGCUCUACAAAUUAUUUAAGAGAUACAAGCUAAUCCUUUAAAUGAUGUGACAGAGGAUAGCAAAAAAGAGGACAAUGAGCAGUUAUCACAGAUAUAUUACUGUUUGUACUAGUCAGCUGUGAAUAGAGGUGACAAAGUUAAAGGAAUUGAGUAUAAUGACUAAGCUUGCCAGGUAAACAAGGAAUUGUAUGGAGUAAAAAGCAUCAAUGUGAGUAACAACCACUUUGUAGCAGCUUAACUCUAUAUGAAGACUGGUAAAAUACCAGAAUCUAGAGAGCAUAUCCUAUAAGCAAUUGAAAGCAUAGAAAGUGUUUAAGAAUUGAACUCUGAUGAAGUUUAGCAUAUUAAUAUCAACCCCAAGAGUUCUUAAGAUCUAAUCCUAAUCAAGAUGAAAUACAGAUUACAUCUUGCCAAUCUAGACUAUAUCUCUAGUGACUUGGACUCUUGUCUUCAAGAUAUAGAUGAUGCCUUGAAGCUCACUGCUGAGAACACUGUAAUUCCAUACGAACAUCUAGAGGAAAUAUUCAAGAUUAGAGUAGAAUUGAAAGCCAUUCAGAAGAGAGCAAAGGCUAAGAAGCUGAGGACGAGCAGCUUGGAUGGAUCUGACGAUAAAGAUCUACAAGAAUCACAGACUGCAGCUCAAAGUGGAGUUAAGACAUCUUAGUUGUUGGGAGUAUUUAGCAUCAUUGGAACCACCUCAUUCUUAGCAUCAUAUUUAUACAUGAAAGCCAAAAACUGA